Molecule: messenger RNA, 11445 nt
Organism: Gallus gallus (chicken)
Lineage: Eukaryota; Metazoa; Chordata; Aves; Galliformes; Phasianidae
Gene: ABCC4
Product: ATP binding cassette subfamily C member 4
Exons: 35
Coding region: 2994-6914 (1306 amino acids)
Biological process (GO): transmembrane transport
Cellular component (GO): plasma membrane
Molecular function (GO): ATP binding; ABC-type transporter activity; ATP hydrolysis activity
Source: RefSeq, a predicted model, not a curated record
CUCCCCUUCCUACCUGGAAGCUGGAAGCAGGGGAAGCUCAGUGCUGAGACUUGCCAGAGCUGGGUACAAAGACCGCAGUAAAACCUGUUGUGCUGCAGACGUUCAGUGAGCAACUGCACCAGAGGAAACCCUUAACUGAUUUAAGCCUAGCUCACAAGAAAUGGUGCAGACUCAUCUCUUCUCCCUGCCAGCCUGCUGUGGUACCAGGCCUCUGGGAUGCUAUCUCUCCACACAGGAUUUAGAUAAUGUAGCUCCUGGGAAUCCUUCUUCUGAAGCAGAAGCACUAUACCAGUACUGGACAAUUAAAGAAUGAAAAGGACAAUCAAACCCCAAAGGAGCUCAGCAUCUUAAUAUGAAGACAGUGAUUUACCAUAUUUCUCUGCCUAAUCCUCUCGAAAACUCUGUAUUAUAAUGGUUACCUGGUAGCAAAAUGAUGGCUAGGGUUCUCUAAGGUUUUUUACUCUCUGUUUGCUGGUAGUAGUAAAUAGAGAUGAGAGCUGAGAAGGAAGAGCCACCAGCAUAGGUGCUAAAUUGCUGCUAAUAGGGAAUGCAAAAAGAUUCUAUUUACAUUGUUAGCAGUCUGGUAGGUUCAUGGAAAAUUAAUUCAGAGCUUUCUGUUGGGAAUGAUAAUCCUGGUGCUGCUCGCACUUAGGAGAUGGGAAGCCUUGAUAUUUCCUUUUCGUUGCUGCAAGAGAGAAGAGCUGUACUUUAUGCAUCUCCUCUGACGAUGCCACAGAGUGGUACUUUCUGUGUCAGGAAGGAUGACAGUACAACAGUUUGGUGCUGUGGAGUAUAUUUAGAAGGUUAUAAAAUGCAUUUAGCCACGGAAACAGAACUACAGCUAUGACUACUGAUAAAGCCUAAAGCUGUCUCAUGCACAGCAAUCUAAGCCUAUAAAUAUACAGAGAAAUUUAUCCCACCUAUUCCUGUCUGCUUCAGUCACAAUUGAAGGGAUUUUAAGAGUUUUCUCUCCAUCAGACUGAUCUUGAAUUUCAGUUGUUGCUGGGACCUGAAGCAUCCACUGUGCUUGUUGGACAAAGCAGGUUAUUCCAUACUUCACCAUCUGCUGUCAUCUUAAUGCUUGACACAACCGUCCUUCCCUGUCCCCUUCCCAUGGUUAACCUCACCUCUCUUAUUUUAUCAUGCUCAGUCUUCUACUCUCCUUCCUCAUUAUCCUUGCUUCUCUCUCUGGCACCACUUCAGCCUCACAUGCUCCCUCAGGCCUUGAAGCAUACUUGCCUCAGCCCUUCUGUUCUUUUUCUCAGUGGUUCACCUAGCAGUCCUUCUUCCACUGCUGUUCAUCUUACGCUGAUAUUUCUAAUUUCAUGGUUACUUCUGCUUGUGCUGUGUCUGGAACUACCACUCUUCUUCUGAAAACUUCUGCAGCCUUUUUAUAUCUUUCUGGCCCAGGCCAUCAGAAUGAAUACACAGACAGAGGAUUUUCUUGGUGAAAUCAGAAUUGUAUAGUACAGACAAGGGCAAUAAUGAAGAAAAAAAUUAAAAUGUAUAAUGUGUACAUAGCCACAGUAGCCUUAGCAUGGCAGCUUAAGAGCAAGAGUAGGCAGUGGAUAUGCAUAUAUCUGACCAGUGCAAGUCAUGACAUGGAUGUGCCACAACUGAUGCCAUGGCAUUCUUCUCUCUUUUACAUUUACUUCUUUACUUUUCUCUCUCUGGGCUACACCUACUCCAUGCACUUGGAUGGGAAGCUCUGGGCCCAUAGGAAAUACCAUGAAGUGCAGAAUACAAGAUGCAUGUCCCCAUGGUAACACAGAGUGCUAUGUACACAUCUCUGUGCGGUCUGUUCUCUGCUCCACCCUCCAUAAAUUAUCAUUAAAAGCAAGGUCUCAGUUUUUGCCCUCCAAGUGCACUGUUGCUAGUUCUUGGAUGUCUAAAUAAAUGACUAAAACUCUGAGAUAAAGACCAACAUAAACAUCUUCCCACCACAGAGGAAGUAGAACAGCAAGCCUCCCUGUGCGGAAGACAAAAUUUUCUACCUUUGUUUGGGGCUGAGAAACAAAUAGUCAUGAUAUGGGAGCGCUACAGAAGAGCUCUCUGCCUUCUGCUCUAGCUGCAAUAUAUAUUACUUCAGCUUUCUUUUCCUUAACCUAAACACAGCUGCGGACAUACUAGCCUGAAGCUACGCUAAAUCAAAACAGAUUGAGAGUAAGAAUAAACUACACUUGACAUGUGUUAGUCAUAGUACUUAAUACAUGGAUAGAAGAUACUCAGAUGCAUCAGUGAUUAGGAUGUGGUAAGAAUCUACACACAGAGAAACGGUUUGUAUGUAAAUAUCCUUGAUGCUGUGUAUGUGUGUGUGUAUGUACAUGCACAUAUAUACACACACAUAAAUAUAUACGAAUAUGCAUAGAUGUUUGUACUAUUUUGGAUUAAAUAAACAAUUGUAAAGUAACCCAAGUAAAGAAGGAAUUUAGCACAAAUACAGUGCAAUAAUCACAUUACAAAUCUUAUAAAGUAAAAUUCUGAUUCACGAAAUGCAUUUGAUUCAGAAAAAAAUUCCUGCUGUCUUGCUAUCUAGUCCAUGCUUGCUUGCAGUACUUAAAAUAUCAGGAUGUCAAGAAACAAUUAAUGAAGAAGAGCCUUGCCCAGUAGUGCAUGCUUAGGUAAGGAGGUUAUGUGGGCCAUGGAAGUAUGGACAACAAAAAUAAAUUCUCGGUUGCUUUGCGUUGGCAGGUAACUGGUGGUCUGCACAGAACUGUACCAUGAAGUGUCAGAGUAACUUCUGUUCCUCUGCAGAAUCCUGGUGCCUCAGAAAAGCUGGAAUUUCUGUAUUUCUGGAAUUCAGCCACAAAUCCAGGCCAUGGACCAGCAUGUUGUGGUCCCUGGUGAAGCUGCGGAGAACUAAGGAAGGACAAGUAAUAACAGUGUUGACAGAAUAUGUUUGCUAAAGCUGAGAGUUAACACUGUUUGUGUUCUGAUGGUGGCUGAAUCCAUUAUUUAUUAUUGGCCACAAACGGAAACUUGAAGAAGAUGAUAUGUACAAAGUGCUGCCAGAAGAUUCCUCAAAGAAGCUUGGGGAGGACUUACAGUGGUACUGGGAUAAAGAGGUGCAAAAAGCAAAAAAGAGAGGAAAAACACCCCAUUUAACAAAAGCAAUUAUUCUGUGUUACUGGAAAUCCUAUUUAGUUCUUGGAAUUUUCACAAUGAUUGAGGAAACCCUCAAAAUAGUUCAGCCAAUAUUUUUGGGAAAAAUUAUUACUUAUUUUGAAAACUAUGAUGCCUCAGAUGAGGUGGCUUUGAAUGUUGCAUAUUGCUAUGCAGCUGCUCUAUCUGUGUGCACACUUAUUCUAGCUAUAAUGCACCACUUAUACUUCUAUCAUGUACAGCGGGCUGGCAUGAAGCUAAGAGUGGCUAUGUGUCAUAUGAUUUAUCGGAAGGCACUUCGUCUCAGUAAUGUAGCUAUGGCAAAAACUACCACUGGACAAAUAGUGAAUCUUCUCUCAAAUGAUGUGAACAAAUUUGAUCAGGUAACAAUUUUCUUGCACUUCCUCUGGGCCGGACCAAUUCAAGCUGUAGCAGUAACAGUACUUCUCUGGAUGGAAAUAGGCCCAUCAUGUCUUGCAGGAAUGGCAGUACUGAUUAUUCUUCUGCCUAUACAAACCUGCAUUGGGAGGCUUUUUUCUUCUUUAAGGAGCAAGACAGCUGCCCUUACAGAUGUCAGGAUUAGGACCAUGAAUGAAGUCAUAAGUGGUAUGAAGAUAAUAAAGAUGUAUGCUUGGGAAAAAUCAUUUGCGGAACUUGUGAGUGGUUUGAGAAGGAAGGAGAUUGCCAUGGUUUUGAAAAGCUCCUACCUUCGAGGAUUGAACUUAGCCUCUUUCUUUGUGGCAAGCAAAAUAACAGUGUUCAUGACUUUCAUGGCAUAUGUACUACUUGGCAAUGUUAUCUCUGCAAGUCGGGUGUUUGUUGCAGUGUCCCUGUAUGGCGCAGUCAGACUGACAGUAACUCUGUUCUUCCCUUCGGCUGUUGAGAGAGUAUCCGAGGCAGUGGUUAGCAUACGACGAAUCAAGAACUUCCUGAUACUUGAUGAGGUCUCACACUUCAAACCACAACUGCAUGAUAAUAAUGAGAACGUCAUUCUUCAUGUUCAGGAUUUGACUUGCUACUGGGAUAAGAGUUUAGAAAGCCCAGCACUCCAGCAGCUUUCAUUUACCGUCAGACAAGGGGAAUUACUGGCUGUGAUCGGUCCUGUGGGAGCUGGAAAAUCUUCACUCCUAAGUGCUGUGCUUGGUGAGCUGCCUAAAGAGAAAGGUUUGAUAAAUGUUUCUGGAAGAAUUGCCUAUGUUUCUCAGCAGCCUUGGGUGUUUUCUGGUACUGUAAGAAGUAACAUACUGUUUGACAAGGAGUAUGAGAGAGAAAAAUACGAGAAAGUUUUAAAAGUCUGUGCUCUUAAAAAGGACUUGGACUUACUAGCAAAUGGUGACCUAACAGUUAUAGGAGAUCGUGGAGCUACACUGAGUGGGGGACAGAAGGCCCGUGUGAAUCUGGCCAGAGCUGUAUAUCAAGAUGCAGAUAUCUAUCUUUUGGACGAUCCACUGAGUGCGGUAGAUUCUGAAGUUGGAAGACAUUUGUUUGAAAAGUGUAUUUGUCAGGCUUUACAUCAGAAGAUCUGUGUUUUGGUGACUCACCAGUUGCAAUAUCUCCGCGCUGCAACUCAGAUUCUAAUAUUAAAAGAUGGCAAAAUGGUAGGAAAAGGGACCUAUUCAGAGUUCCUGAGGUCUGGCAUCGACUUUGCUUCCCUUCUGAAAAAAGAGGAGGAGGCAGAACAGCCGUCAGUUCCAGGCACCCCCAACCUGAAGUCCUCCCGGAGCCGUACCUUUUCGGAGUCGUCUGUCUGGUCCCAGGAUUCUUCUGUCCACUCAGUGAAAGAUGGAGCAGCAGAGCAACCACCUGCUGAAAAUCCACUGGCUGCCGUGCCAGAGGAGAGUCGUUCUGAGGGAAAAAUAAACUUUAAGGUUUACAGAAAAUAUUUCACUGCAGGAGCGAACUACUUUGUGAUUUUUAUACUUGUAUUAUUUAAUAUUUUGGCACAGGUGGCAUAUGUGCUCCAGGAUUGGUGGCUUUCUUACUGGGCAAAUCAUCAAGAAAAGCUGAAUGUUACAACAAAUGGAAAUAAUGGAGCAAAUGAGACUGAACAUCUAGACCUUACCUUUUAUUUGGGAAUUUACGCAGGUUUAACGGUGGCUACGAUACUGUUUGGCAUAAUAAGAAGUCUUCUGGUCUUUCAAGUUCUUGUUAAUUCUGGUCAGACCUUACACAACAAAAUGUUUAAAUCCAUUUUGAAAGCUCCUGUCCUGUUUUUUGACAGAAAUCCUAUAGGAAGAAUCUUAAAUCGUUUCUCAAAAGAUAUUGGCCAUCUGGAUGACUUGCUUCCAUUGACAUUUCUGGAUUUCGUGCAGACUCUUCUACAGAUUUUUGGUGUGGUGGCUGUGGCUGUGGCAGUGAUUCCUUGGAUACUCAUUCCCUUAAUCCCACUAUUUAUUCUUUUCAUUUUUCUUCGACGAUAUUUCUUAGACACUUCAAGAGAUAUUAAACGUCUAGAAUCCACAACUCGGAGUCCAGUGUUCUCCCACUUGUCAUCCUCCCUCCAGGGACUUUGGACUAUUCGGGCUUUAAAAGCAGAAGACAGGUUUCAAAAAUUAUUUGAUGCACAUCAAGACCUCCACUCAGAGGCCUGGUUUCUAUUUUUGACGACCUCAAGGUGGUUUGCUGUGCGUCUGGAUGCCAUCUGCGCCAUUUUUGUUAUAGUGGUUGCUUUUGGUUCCCUGCUCCUUGCCAAGACUUUGAAUGCGGGGCAAGUUGGUUUGGCACUGUCCUAUGCAAUCACUCUCAUGGGAACAUUCCAGUGGGGUGUUAGACAAAGUGCUGAAGUUGAAAACCUGAUGAUAUCAGUAGAAAGAGUAAUGGAAUACACAGAUCUUGAAAAAGAAGCCCCCUGGGAGACUAACAAGCAUCCACCACCUGAAUGGCCAAGCCAUGGAAUGAUAGCAUUUGAAAAUGUUAACUUCACUUACAGUCUAGAUGGACCUUUGGUGUUAAGACAUUUGUCUGUUGUUAUUAAACCAGAAGAAAAGCAGUCAUUACUGCAUACAUCUGAGUCUCAGGCAGUGGGUAAUUGCCCUCUGGUGUCUGUUGGAAUUGUGGGAAGAACAGGAGCUGGGAAGAGCUCUUUGAUAGCAGCCCUCUUUCGGUUGGCUGAACCUGAAGGAAGGAUCUGGAUUGAUAAGUACUUGACAUCAGAGCUAGGCCUCCAUGACUUAAGGAAGAAAAUUUCAAUUAUACCUCAGGAGCCUGUAUUGUUCACCGGGACGAUGAGGAAAAACUUAGAUCCUUUCAAUGAAUACACUGACGAAGAACUGUGGAAUGCCUUGGAAGAGGUGCAACUGAAAGAGGCUGUGGAAGAUCUACCUAAUAAAAUGGAGACACAGCUGGCAGAAUCUGGGUCUAAUUUUAGUGUUGGUCAGAGACAGCUGGUGUGUCUUGCCAGAGCGGUUCUAAAAAAAAAUCGGAUCCUUAUCAUUGAUGAAGCAACAGCAAAUGUGGACCCAAGAACAGAUGAGUUCAUUCAAAAGACAAUCCGUGAAAAGUUUGCUCAUUGCACAGUUCUGACCAUUGCACACCGCUUGAACACCAUUAUCGACAGUGACAGAAUUAUGGUUUUAGAUGCAGGAAGACUAAAAGAAUAUGGUGAGCCUUACAUUUUGCUGCAAGAAAAGGAUGGCUUGUUUUACAAAAUGGUGCAACAAGUGGGCAAGACAGAAGCAGCUUCUCUGAUGGAAACAGCAAAACGGGUUUACUUCAGGAAGAAUUACCCAGAAGUUGUUCAGAAUGGUCAGCUCGCCACAGACUCCUCACUGGAUCCUUCUUCAGGAUUAUGCAUAACUGAAACUGCACUGUGAUUCCUCAUAACCACAGCUGUUUUCCACAGAAUGUAAACCUGAGAGAGCAUCCAAACAAUCAAUGUUCACGAGUGUCAACAGGCGAGGAAAGGGAGGGGGCGAUUCUUUGCACUGGACAUCCUUUCUAUUUAAUACUGAGAAGAAAAGUUUUACUGUCCCUGUUUCUUUAAUUUCAGUGCAAUAUUUUUUUUUUUUUCCUUUCCAACUAAUUAUUUUUGUAUUGCUAAGGAAAUUAGGCAGACUCAGUUCUUAUUUGAAAGUUAUGUGGUAAAGAUCUCUGUUAUUUAAACAGGUGCAGGACACCUAACAUGUCUAGGGUGCAUCUUUGGAACUUACUGAAGAAAGAUUGGAGCGUGUCCCUUUUCUCAGUUGGAGAUACUUUGAGAGCAAACAAAACCAAAUUUGUUUUAGUGUCACCGUACCUCCACAGCUGUGUCUAAACAGCAGAUGUGGUUGUGUGCAGCUUAGCUUCUAACACAGGUGUCUCUCUACCUGUCACAGGUAGCUAUGCAGGUGGUAGGAAAAAAAAAGAAUUAGAAGCCAAAAACACUUUCUUUUUUUGAUAGCAAAAAGAACUAUAAACUUUGGGGUUUUUUUAUAAUUCAAGUAGUGCUGUUCAAGAUGAAUGUAAAUGUAACUUUUAUUUUGCUGAAAUCCAGAUGCUGAAAAUUCAAUCUCAGUCUUCUGUACUUUAGAAGAAAACGACUACGUUUGCACUGAAGAAAUAUUUAAAUAAUUUAACAUACAUUCCUCUUUUUAUCCAGGUUAUCAGAGAAAAAAAAAAAAGUAUUAAAAUAACUUGAGGAAAUCUUUGAAUGACAUGUCAUUAUACCUAAAUAGCAUGUAGUACAAAGUUAUCUUCAGCACACCACAUUGAAAUGUAUACGUUAUUUGCAUUUAUUGUGCCUUAAUAUUUGUGCCUUCAAGCCAAAGCUGUAACUGCAGGGUACACAACAAAUUCAUUAAAUAUAUGUUAAAAAUAUUUAGCCUUAACAUAUUUAAAGUUUUGCAUCAAGGAUUCUGUUGAACCUGUGCUGUUUGAAGUUACCAUACUGCUGGAAUAGGUAGGGAAGUACAACCCGAAGGUUUGAAUGGCUGUUGCUGGUACUGAGGAGAUUGCAGUGAGAGAGAUUCUGUAUUUGUACGCCAUGUCCUGAUUCAGCAAAGCACUUCAGUGCAAAGGCACUAUUCCUGUGGUUUAAAAAGUCAGGCAAGUGCUCUUCUGCUUCAGAGCCUUUUUGUGAUCAGAGAUACCUACCCUUUGAGGUCCAGUACAGAAUGAAUCUAUUCAAAUUAUUGUCUGAAGGGCACAGAAGGCACUAAGAAACAACAGGUCUCUUCAGGAUAUAGAGAACACUGUGCUUUUUAGAAAAGAGAAAAAAAAAGAUGCUUGCUAUUACCUUGGUAAGCUAAAUAUUGCUUACCCAGUGUUCCCCCAGUAGUCGAAAAGUAAGGCCAACACAAACGUUUCUCAUUUCAAGCCAUUUUACCAGCAAGUAAGCUGCUGAAAUACAAGACUGUUGCUUCUCCUUGUUGAGAAGCACACUGAGGCCGAAGCCUGUGCCUGAGGACAGGGGCUCAUCCAGGUGGGCUUUGUCCUGUGCAGAAGUUGGUAGUGAGGGGCAGAACCUUCAUUCCCUGCUGCCCGCACCCCCACCAACUGGCUUCACUGGUGGAUGGGAGGAAAAGACACGCGCUGGGUGUUUGAUUUGCUGGCAGCAUCCUCCUGUACUGUUAGCAGGAAGGUACACAACGAAGUGCUCUUGCCCUCAGCUUUCUUUUGGCAGCCUCUAACACUUCUGUGGGGUGUAGCUCGCUAUAGCAAGUGUCUCUGAGAUAAGUGGAACUGAACUUCACAUGAGUCUUGUCCUUUGUCUGGUGCUAAAUACAAGGCAGUCAGGGAUGACUACAUGUCCCCAAAGCAAAGUGGCGCAGAUUGGCUCAUGUAAGCAGCAAGCUCAUAGCUAAUCUUUCUCAGAGCACACCAGCCGCAGCCUCUUUUCUGGAUCACUUUGCCCCCUAUGUACCUAGCAAACAAUUAGUGUCUAAUGUGUUUUGUUCUGUUUCUUUUCUAUUCAAGUGGUCUCAAAUAAAGAUAGGGCUAUUCUGCAGCUCAGCAGAGUGUAUUGCAGAGGUAUGUGAAGAUGUAGUGAAGUGUUUGAGGAUGUAAAGUCACAUGGGAUAAUGCUGGAGUUUGUGUAGGAUGGAGAAAGCUCAGCCUUGCAUGGUCUUUUUUGUCUGUAACUGCCUUUUGGAAGGGGUCCAUGGCGUAAACCUUGUCCAAGCUCUGCUCAGCCUUUAUCAUAGAGAGAUCCAGCUGGAGUGCUCCACAACAGGGCCAGAGUGAGCUGACUGUGACAGUGCAGACAGCUAGAAGGGACUGGAGCUUGAGCUCAUGCAUUUCCCUUUUUUUAUUCAGUAGUUUGGACAGAUGCACAGGGUCUACCCAUGCUUUACAAUAUGGAAUUAUUUUGAUUUCUGAAUAGUCCAUACAAGAAAAUAAGUGUGAUGUAUAAUUCACUGAGACUUCUAAAUGCUCUAAGAGAACAGUGCGUUUGUAUGGCCAUGUAUUUUGUUUAUAGUUUUUUUAAAUCAAAAUCAGGGAGAUACGUAUAUGUAAACCGAGGGUAUAAUUACAGUUUUAAUUCACUUCGGCUCUGAAAUGAAUCUGUGGUAAGUUGUAUUUCAGAGCAGAACUCCAAGACGCUGCCUGCAGCACACUCACUGGUAUGAGACCCUGACAGAUCCAGCUAUCGGUCUAUAAGGCAGAGUUAUUUCGAUCCUGCAGCUUUUUGAACGCGCACAAAAAAAUGUGAGGUAUCUGAAAAUGCUGAUCCUGCUUCUUCACGUGUUUUGACAGGACAUGGCUAGCUGUAGGUAUCAAAAGUCAAACAUUUAAAGAAUCACACUUGAAAACCAUACACUGCUGAACAGAACAGCAGAUCGUGAGCCAUUUGUGCCUGUCGUUGACAUGAUAUCCACCUUUUUAGUUUAAAGUAUCAAAUAUAUUUUAGUCAGGAAGUUGUUUCUUUAGAUUCUUUUGUUGCUUCUUGUUGUUGAGAGUUGUUGUGAGUAGCUUAGAUGACUGUUGGCUAAGAUGGACACACCUAUUUAAUUUUAGGUGGGUGACAAAGCGCACCGUGCCUGAAACUCGAGGAUGAGAGAGGCCUUCUUCCUUUGUUGAACGUCGUGGUCUGUUGUAUGUACCAAUCAUCUCUCCAGUGAGGUAUUUUGUGUUUCCUUCUAAAGAAAAGUUUGAAUAGUUCUAAAUUUCCACUUGGAAAAUGUUUGUGCUUUGUUUGGAGGUAGUAAAGCUGCUUAUUUCAAGCUACAUUCCUUCAUGGGGAUCUUGGAAACAGAACUCAGUCUUCAACAUUGUUAAAGCCUUUAAAAUGCUUCUUCACCAUAAGGUGCCUUAAGGUAUUCCAGAGUCUAAUAAACAAUUUUGUGCAGGAAUACUGCACAUUAUCAGUUGUGGGACUGUUGUUUGAUUGGUUCAAAUGUCUGGGAACAGCCUCUACUUAAGACUGAAAGAACUGUUCCUCAAACAUUCAUUUUGGUAUCUCUUGUGAUCUCUUGUGAUGAUCUCUUGUGUUGAUUCUUGUGUGACUAGUGAUAGGACUAGAGGGAAUGGCUUCAAGCUGCGCCAGGGAAGAUUCAGGCUGGAUGUUAGGAAAUACUACUUCUCUGAAAGGGUGGUCAGGCACUGGAAUGGGCUGUCCAGAGAGGUGGUGGAGUCACCGAGCCUGGUGGUGUUCAAAGACCAUUUGGAUGUUGUGUUGAGGGACAUGGUUUAGCGAGAACCAUUGGUGAAGGGCGAGUGUGGUUGGACUGGAUGAUCCUGUGGGUCUUUUCCAACCUUAGCGAUUCUAUGAUUCUUUGCUUUACCCGUCCUUGAAAGACCACUGGGAGAGUCAGAACCAACAUGGUUCUCAAUAAUAGGUUAUUUCUGAUUUUGUUUAGGUUAAGGGCAAAAUUCUGCUCCAUGAGUUGAACCACAGUUCACCUGCCAGAUAGUUUUAGUCUUCUGUGAUAUCACUCAUGCUCCUCUUUGGAAGAGGGAGGACCUCCUUCUAACCAAAAGAAGCAGUGCUGGUUGAUAAAGUGAUAUUGACAGUUUCUUUUAAGCUUCCCAAUGCGUGUUUGGAAAUAAGGUGGUGGAAGGAACAAGGAGACAAAAGAUUGUGUCUUAAUUUAGAAAUUUCAGUGAAAAUGCUGCUUUUUGUGUUCAUCCGACCCUUCCAAAUAUCUCACCUUGAAGUCUGAGGGGGAAAGGGGAAGAAAAAGAUACUGACAUCACUUACAUCCUGUACUGAUGACGGACUUCUGACACUUCAGCAGAAGAACGUGGCUUUCUGUGCGUUUCACAUUGUGUAACAUCGCACCGCUUUUUCACCAUUUUAACUCUGUUUCUGUUUCGUUUUGGUUUUUACAUUUGUGUAACAACUUGAUUCUGUUAUUUCUAUGGAAUGAUUUCUUUUGUUGACAUCCACGACAGCUUCUGUCGUACAAUAAAAUGUGUUUCUCAGAA